CGAAACAUCGUGCCAUUUCGAUCGUCUCUCUCUUCUUUGAUUCGAGUGCGUAGAGUGACUCGUCUGCUCUGUACUUUCUUGAGCAUCCGUAGCGUCUGCGAUGCGGAAAGAUCGCAUUUUUUUUUUUUUUGGUGCGCAUGCGGUCAUGACUGGCGAAAAAUUCAUAGACCCGUCGUCAUGUGGGAGUUUGUGAUAAAGGUUCAUGUGGGUGGUUGGGCUAGCGCAAGAUCCUGAAAUGGUUGCGCCGACUCGUUCUCGAGAUCGUCGUAGCGUGCUGAUAGGUUCAAGGUUCGGCUAUGUGUGACUUCAUGAGUCACCCGAGCUUUAGAGGAACGGCGAGCGUGUUGAUGAAGAAACAUGGCCGGGGAUCCUGUCAACGUGAAUGAGUAUCAAGAAUUGGCUAGGCAAGCCCUUCCGAAAAUGUACUAUGAUUUUUUUGCAGGUGGAGCGGAAGACCAGUAUACACUUAAAGAAAAUGUGGAAGCAUUUUGCAGAAUAACGUUUAGGCCGAGAAUCCUCAUUGAUGUGAGCAAAAUUAGUUUGUCGACUACUAUAUUGGGCUAUAACGUUGCUGCACCCAUUAUGAUUGCUCCAACUGCUUUGCAUAAGUUAGCACAUCCUGAAGGAGAGGUUGCUACCGCAAGAGCAGCUGCUGCAUGUAAUGUCAUCAUGAUUCUUUCAUAUAUGUCUAUGUGCACUGUGGAAGAGGUCGCGUCCAGCUGUGAUGCCAUUCGAUUCUUUCAAAUAUAUGUAUACAAGAGACGGGAUAUUACAGCUCAGCUUGUACAAAGAGCUGAAAGAAGUGGAUACAAAGCAAUUGUUCUUACUGUCGAUGUUCCCAGACUUGGCAGAAGGGAGGCAGACAUAAAGAACAAAAUGGUAGCGCCUCAGUUGAAGAAUUUUGAAGGUCUACUCUCAACUCAAGUUGUCUCUGAUGAGGGUUCAAACGUACAAGCUUUUGCUGAUUCAACUUUGGAUGCUUCUUUGACUUGGAAGGACAUUGGAUGGUUGAGAUCAAUUACCAAAUUGCCGAUUCUGAUCAAGGGAGUUCUUACACACGAAGAUGCGAUUAAGGCAGUGGAAGCAGGUGCUGCUGGGAUAAUUGUCUCAAAUCAUGGAGCUCGACAGCUAGAUUAUAGUCCAGCCACGAUAUCAGUUCUGGAAGAGGUUGUUCAUGCAGUCAAAGGGAAAGUCCCUGUUUUUGUUGAUGGAGGAGUGCGGCGAGGAACAGAUGUUUUGAAAGCAUUGGCCCUUGGGGCACAAGCAGUACUGAUAGGAAGGCCUGUAGUAUAUGGGUUGGCGGCAAAAGGGGAAACUGGAGUUAGAAGCAUCACUGAGAUGCUGAAGGAUGAGCUCGAGCUUACAAUGGCACUAUCUGGAUGUCCCACCAUAAAGGAUAUCACCAGGGGCCAUGUCAUAACAGACCGCGAGAGACUUCAUUCCUCUCUCUGAAUUCACGCUGCAGCAUCCAUGAAAAUGAGAUUUACAUAGUCAAAUGGACGAUACCAUUGUUGUUUUAUCACUUGUAGUUUGCCAUGUUAUGUAAUUAGUUGUCAUGUUUCAUUAUCAAAAAUAAAAUUGGAGUCAGAGUAAGAGCAUCAGUAUAGAUUUUUAAUAGUCAAA
Molecule: messenger RNA, 1623 nt
Organism: Syzygium oleosum
Lineage: Eukaryota; Viridiplantae; Streptophyta; Magnoliopsida; Myrtales; Myrtaceae
Product: peroxisomal (S)-2-hydroxyacid oxidase GLO4-like
Exons: 12
Coding region: 358-1452 (364 amino acids)
Molecular function (GO): FMN binding; oxidoreductase activity
Source: RefSeq, a predicted model, not a curated record